Hibiscus syriacus is the source of this 1315-nucleotide messenger RNA. Its product is annotated as inositol-tetrakisphosphate 1-kinase 3. Gene Ontology annotation, biological process: inositol trisphosphate metabolic process. The transcript has 10 exons. Gene Ontology annotation, cellular component: cytoplasm. The coding region runs from base 209 to 1252 and encodes 347 amino acids. Gene Ontology annotation, molecular function: inositol-1,3,4-trisphosphate 5-kinase activity; inositol-3,4,5,6-tetrakisphosphate 1-kinase activity; ATP binding. NCBI's taxonomy places the organism in Eukaryota, Viridiplantae, Streptophyta, Magnoliopsida, Malvales, Malvaceae. The record is from RefSeq and is a predicted model, not a curated record.
UUAUUGACGCGUUUUCAUUUCACCAAACCCUCUUCUCCUCCCUUUUGCUCCCUCUCUCUCGCUCUCUCUUGCAUUUUUGUUGAUUUGCCUUUGGCUGUUUUACUUGGUUUUUGUUUUUGUUUAACUGCCUCUCUGAAAUAUCGGGGAUCUUUAUUUUCGUGAAUAAGGCGCAUUUUCUCUGUUAUCAUUAGCCUGAUUUUACUCGAAUAUGAGGUUGGAGGAAGAGUUCUCUCAUUGGGACCACUGCGACGAAGAGGAGCAACCCGAAACGAUGUCGCAAUGUUCCAUCGGAGGUUUGCAACAACAACAACAACAGAAGCUUGUUGUUGUCGGUUAUGCCCUUACCUCUAAGAAAAUCAAGAGCUUUUUACAACCCAAGUUCGAAGGUUUAGCCAGGAAUAAGGGGAUAUUGUUUGUUGCAAUUGAUCAAAAUAGGCCUCUUUCAGAUCAAGGUCCUUUUGAUAUUGUAUUGCAUAAGAUGACUGGAAAAGAAUGGCGCCAGGUUCUUGAGGAUUAUAGACACACACAUCCAGAAGUCACGGUUCUUGACCCUCCUGAUGCUAUACAACAUUUGCACAAUCGCCAAUCCAUGCUACAAUGUGUUGCAGACAUGAACUUAUCCAGCUCUUAUGGAAAAGUUGGUGUUCCUAGGCAAUUAGUAAUUAAAAAAGACGCAUCAUCCAUUGCUGAUGCUGUAAACAAAGCUGGGCUGAUACUACCCCUUGUGGCGAAGCCAUUGGUUGCUGAUGGAAGUGCAAAGUCACAUGAAUUAUCACUUGCUUAUGACCAAUACUCUCUCGAGAAAUUAGAACCCCCACUUGUUCUUCAGGAGUUUGUUAACCAUGGAGGUGUUCUCUUUAAGGUUUAUAUUGUUGGAGAAGCCAUUAAAGUAGUUAGGCGUUUCUCUUUACCUGAUGUCACUAAAAGAGAGCUCUCCAAAAUUAAGGGUGUUUUUCGGUUUCCACGGGUUUCCUGUGCUGCAGCUUCGGCAGAUGAUGCAGAUUUGGACCCUAGUGUGGCUGAACUUCCCCCUCGCCCUUUACUUGAAAGACUGGCCAAAGAGCUUCAGCGGCGCCUGGGUCUUCGGCUAUUUAACCUAGACGUUAUCCGGGAGCAUGGAACCAGGGAUCAUUUUUUUGUCAUUGACAUAAACUACUUUCCUGGGUAUGGGAAAAUGCCUGGCUAUGAACAUAUAUUUACGGACUUUCUCUUGAGCCUAGGACAGAGUCGAUACAAGAAAAGAUUGAGCUAGAAACUUUAUGAAAGACUAGGACACCCCAAAAGCAUUAGAUGGUGCUGUUAAAUAAUCACAUGA